This is a messenger RNA of Cyclocybe aegerita, 1563 nucleotides long. Lineage: Eukaryota; Fungi; Basidiomycota; Agaricomycetes; Agaricales; Hemipholiotaceae. The record is from the annotation of a GenBank genome assembly.
AUGGCUGAGGGAGUGAUUUCGGAGAAUACUCAUGGUAAAUCCAGAAAAGCCGACGCCCACAUCGCCAGACUUCGGGCAAACCGCAACCUGAACACAAUUGUCGUCGGCCAUUCACACCUGGGCGAUGCAGGAUGCGAAAGGCUCUUUGAUUGGCUAACCGCGGGAGAUCACAACUCUGAAGGAACAGCUGGGGAGUCCCGAGCAGCUCUAGACGAAGAGACGAUUCAAGACGGCUAUCUGACUGAAUUUCAGUUUCCGAGGUCAAUGGCGACUCUGGAGCUCAACGACGUCGGCAUGGGAGACAUUGGUUUUACAGCUCUUGUUCGUUGGUUAGAAAGUGUGAAGGAGAGAGCCAAGGCGUUUCCAGUGAAUUUAUCUGGCGGAGAAGAACCGCUAAGGAAGCUCAAUCUACGAUAUAACCCGAUACAUGGAACGGCAGAUUUGGCUCAAGCUUUCAUCUCUUCGUUGACCCUCUCCACAUCAACUCCGACGUCUACCAUUUCUUCCCUUGUACUGUCCAACAUCCCACUAUCGGCAGAAUUCAGGCAAAUCCUCCUUUCCUCGCUACAUCUACUACCAUCCCUCCGCCAACUAUAUCUCUCAAUAACUGGUCUAACCAGGUCAGACGCGAAACUUCUUGCCAAGUACUUCGGUCAUCCGGAAGGAAGGUGCAAGCUUGUUGAAUUUUAUGCGAACGCCAACACGAUGCAAUACGGUGGUGUCAAAGAGAUCGUCAAAGCGAUGAAGAACUGCUGGAGUCUGGAACGGGUGGACAUGUAUGCUAAUGGCUUCGUUGGCGGCGAUGCUGCUGACCGGAACGAGGAAGACGAAGACCCUGACAAAGAUGAGGAUGAUUUGGAGCGAGAGGCGAAGUCGCUUCCAGGAAUUACACUCCUGCAGCCGCCGAUCGCUAGCUCAACGGGCAGUGCAUGCGGAUGGCCUGGACUCGAGGUUCUGCUGAAAAAUAUUAUGACGAGGAACACGUUCCUCAAGCGACAAACAGCGGAGCAAGCACUACAGCUUCUGAAAUACUCUAGAAUCCUUCUACGACCCGAAGCCCCCUGUCCAACAGCGUCAUCACCACAAACUCAGCGUUCUGGCGAUUGCACCGGCGCUUCUCGACCGUCUACGACACCACCUACUCCGACCACCGCCUUACCACAUAGAUCCUUUCGUUCUCUGCCCACCGAAAUCCAACUCGCCAUCCUGUCUUCUCUUGCCCCCAUCUUAUCAUCUGUUCAACGGAUACGCAUAUUUGAACACGCAGCGGACAGGCGAACUCUUCCCAAACUCGUCCUCUGCCUCCCAUCUAGGAGCCUGAGCGGUUCUUCCCGCUCACAUUGCGUUCCGGAUCCUGGCAGUCUCGCGUUUAGUGGUGGGAUCAUUAGUCAAGGCAAGAAAGUCGGGCAGCUGGGUCGGGUGCCAGAAGCGAACCCUGGUCAGCAUCAGACAUAUGCUGGAGGAGCUUGCAUGGGCUCGAACGCUGUUGUUUGCCAGAGCAGAACCCACAGACAGAAUUUUCUCGAUUCCGUUGGGUGUGAUUUAUAUGAUCCCGCAGAAUAA